CAGCGCUUCCUCUGUGACGUGGAAGACCUGGUAUGCGUGGACGUGGAUGCGGGAAUGAAGUUCUGGGACCAUGUGGGCAUGGAGAUCCUGUCCCCCCUCUUUGGCACCCCACACCCCGGUUUCUACUGGGCGGCCCCUGAGGACUUUAGCUACGAGCGCUGGCCACAGUCCCAGACCCACAUCCCCAGGGACCAGGGCAACUUUCAAUACAUGGGGGCCUUUUUUGGGGAAUUGGUGGUCGAGGUUCCCCGACUGACCUCGGCCUGUUACCAGGUGAUGGUGGUCAGCUGGGCCAAAGGGAUUGAGGCUGUGUGGCCCGGUGAGAGCCACCUGAACAGGUACCUGCUGGACCAUGGGCCCACGAAGUUGCUGUCCCUGGAGGACCUGUGGGACCCACGGCUGCUGGGCUGCCCGCCCCAUCAUUCCCCUGGUCAUGAAGAACCUGAGAUCCAUGGUUGUGCCCAAGAAUCACCAGGACACCAGAACUCAUCAAGCGCUGUCCCCAGAGGAGCUGUGUGA
Callorhinus ursinus (northern fur seal) is the source of this 519-nucleotide messenger RNA. The record is from RefSeq and is a predicted model, not a curated record. Lineage: Eukaryota; Metazoa; Chordata; Mammalia; Carnivora; Otariidae.